UUCGAAGUAACAGUUAAAAUGGCUCAUUUUACAAUCGUGGCAAUUGCUUUAUGUUCCAUUUGCGUGGCGUCAUUUGCCGAAAAUGAAGAAAUAUUAGAGUCGCGAUCGUACAUUUGCAAUCUUCCUCCUACCUCAGGAUUCUGUAGGGCUCGUUUAUAUAGAUGGGUUUACAGUCCGGUAAUGAAGAAAUGUGUCAACUUUGACUACGGUGGGUGCGCUGGAAAUGAAAAUAAUUUUGAGACCUUCGAGGAAUGCAUGUCGUUUUGUUCAGGGAUUUAGAGGACGAUAUUGCAAAUAAACAGUGACAAACUAUCAAUCAAUCUUCAUUUAUGAAAAAAAAAGUUCAAUAAAGUCUGACGACGCCGUUCAUCAACUGAAGAAAUUGAUUAUGGAUAA
Messenger RNA from Photinus pyralis (common eastern firefly), 396 nucleotides. RefSeq names its product hemolymph trypsin inhibitor B-like. The coding region runs from base 19 to 279 and encodes 86 amino acids. Lineage: Eukaryota; Metazoa; Arthropoda; Insecta; Coleoptera; Lampyridae. The transcript has 3 exons. Gene Ontology annotation, molecular function: serine-type endopeptidase inhibitor activity. The record is from RefSeq and is a predicted model, not a curated record.